AUGGUUGAAGGACGAUAUGAGGUAUCUCUCCCCUGGAAAGUCAAUAAGAAACAACUCCCUACCAACUUAACACUCGAGGAAAGACUGAACAGCACUAUUCACAAGCUGAAACAAACUAAUAAAUAUCUGGAAAUUUAUGACCAGAUCAUCAAAGAACAACUGUCUCUCAUCUUCAUUGAAACAGUGCCAGAAGAAGACCACAAGUUGACAAAUGUUCAUUAUUUACCCCAUUUACCUGUGAUUAAGGAUUCAACUACAACGCCCAUUCAUUUUGUAUUUGAUGCAAGUGCCCGGAUGGACAAGCAGGCCCCUAGUCUGAAUGAUUGCUUAUACUCUGGCCCAUCCUUGACUAGUCAUCUAACCGACUUGUUGUUGAAAUUCCGUCUCGACCCAUUUGCGGUAUCAGCAGACAUCAGCAAAGCCUUCUUACGGGUAGGUCUCCAACCUAGAGAUCGUGAUUUUACACGUUUCAUCUGGCUAAAAGAUCUUAACAAUGAAAAGGACCUUCAAGCCUAUAAAUUUAGAUCAGUUCUCUUUGGAGCCACCUGCUCGCCUUUUCUACUCCAGUCGACCUUGCAACAUCACUUAGAAACCUAA
Messenger RNA from Macrobrachium nipponense, 597 nucleotides. RefSeq lists its product as uncharacterized. The transcript has a single exon. NCBI's taxonomy places the organism in Eukaryota, Metazoa, Arthropoda, Malacostraca, Decapoda, Palaemonidae. The record is from RefSeq and is a predicted model, not a curated record. The coding region runs from base 1 to 597 and encodes 198 amino acids.